UUUGAUCCAAUGGCAAGCCAAAGCUCUGCAACCAUAUUAUCGCCAAUGAAACGACAUGUAGUCGUUAUGGCAUUCCCGUUCGGCUCCCAUCCACUUUCUCUCUUCAAUCUACUAAAAAAGCUAGCAAUUUCAUCUCCAGGCACACAAUUUUCUUUCUUGAACACCAAGAUAUCAAAUGAUUCUCUGUUUCUUGCAUCUCAAGUAAACAAUUUACCUCGUAAUGUAAAACCAUACAACGUGACGGAUGGUUCUGUCUUAGAUAAUCAUGUCUGUUCCGAACAUCCUGAAGAUAUGGUGGAGCUAUUCAUGAAAGCAACACCGGAUAAUUUCCGAGUUGGAUUAGAAAAGGCGGUAGCAGAAACGGGUCGAGUUAGUUGUUUGAUAACAGAUGCAUUCUUGCUUUUUGGAGGUGAAAUUGCAGAGAAUUUGAAUAUUCCAUGGAUUCCGGUUUGGUUGCCCGUACCGAUUUCCUUAUCGGUUCACAUAUAUACUGAUAUAAUACGUCAUUAUUACUAUAAUGACGACAUUCUGAAAACUAUUCCAGGGUUAGGUCAAAUUCAGAUGACAGAUUUACCUCAUGAAGUUUUAUCAAAUGAAAAAGAAGAAACCCUACUGCUUUCUUGCAUGCUAAGGCAAGUUGGAUCGGUUCUUCCACAGUGUACUGCUCUUGUUAUGAAUUUUUACGAAGAGCUUUACCCUAAAGACUUAUUAAAUGACCUUAAAUCAAAGUUUUCAUGUUUGCUUAACGUCGGUUUCGUAAACCUAGAACUCCCGCCUCCACUAUCCGAUACGGAUCAAACCGGAUGUCUGUUGUGGCUGGAUAGCUUGGAAGCCAAGUCAUCAUCAGUUGCAUAUAUUAGCUUUGGAACCAUGGUUAGUAUUCCAAGUAAUGAAAUAAAAGAACUAGCCGAGGCACUUGAAGAGAGCAAAAUUCAUUUUCUUUGGUCAAUUAGGGAUAAUUUAAGGGACCAAUUACCAGAUGGGUUUCUUGAAAGGACUAAAUUGAAAGGAAAGUUAGUUUCCUGGGCACCACAGACACAAGUUUUAGCACAUGAUUCGAUUGGUGUUUUUGUGACACAUGGUGGGAGUAAUUCUAUGUUAGAAAGUAUGACAAAUGCAGUUCCGAUGAUUUGCCGGUCAGUUUUUGCUGAUAGUAUGAUAAAUACAAGGAUUGUGGAGGAGAUUUGGGGGAUUGGUGUGAGAGUUGAUGAUGGCGUGUUCACCAAGAAAGGUUUAAUCAAGAAUCUGGAGAUAAUCUUGAAUGGUGAAGAACAAGGAAGAAGAAUUAGAGAAAAUGCAUGUGCCAUGCAACAGCUUGUUUUCAACGCUGCUGAAGCCGAUGGACGCGCGAAUAAAGAUUUCAAGACUUUGGUCGAUAAGAUUUCACUAAAUUAA
Mercurialis annua (annual mercury) is the source of this 1395-nucleotide messenger RNA. Its product is annotated as flavonol 3-O-glucosyltransferase F3GT2-like. The annotation marks the transcript as partial. Lineage: Eukaryota; Viridiplantae; Streptophyta; Magnoliopsida; Malpighiales; Euphorbiaceae. The transcript has a single exon. Gene Ontology annotation, molecular function: UDP-glycosyltransferase activity. The record is from RefSeq and is a predicted model, not a curated record.